AUGAGAGAAUCAGCUAAGCCGUACGAAGCUGUUUAUCCGGAAGCAGUGGAGCGGAUCAAGCUUGACUUUUACGUCGACGACUUCCUGUCCGGAACAGACAACGAGGAACAAGCAAUCCGGCUGAAGCAGCAGGUGGUCGAAAUCUUAUCUUCAGCCGGGUUUGAACUAAGGAAGUGGUCGUCUAAUUGUGAGAAUCUUUUAUCCAACCACUCUUCGGACGAAGCACAACCCGUACAUAUGAAGCUUUCGGAUUACAACGAGGCAGCGAAGGCACUGGGCAUCCUGUGGUAUCCGUCUCCAGAUGAAUAUGGAUUCAAGUCGAUGAUCAAGAAAAACGUUUCGGUGGUACUCAUUGCGGCUAAAUCUCGGGUGGCGCCAAUCAAGCAAGUGUCACUACCUCGUCUAGAGUUGAACGGAGCGCUGCUAUUCACGACAUCUGCAAUUUUGGAUUACCUGCCACGAAGCUGCUGGAAUCACGUAUCUAGCAAGGAUAACCCUGCAGACGUUGCAUCGCGUGGACUAUCACCAGAUGAACUUGUCAACAAUCAGCUAUGGUUUCAAGGAGCACCGUGGCUGAAAGAAGAUGAAUCCGGUUGGAAGCGAAGUCCAGCACUACAGGUUGUCGACGAAGAUUCGUUGGAGGUCAAACCGAUCAAAUCGUUGUGUACACUGACGACGAAAAUAAUCAACUAUAAGGUUGAGCAGCAGCUAAUCGUUAAUUUUUCCAGCUUUUCACUUUUGGUUCGUUCCUUGGCAUGCGUGUACCGUGUGAUCUACAACUUAAAACCCGUCGUACUCAAGCAAGGCACCAGCGAGCGACACAUUGGAGAGCUGACUUUGGACGAGCUAUAUCAAGCUAAGAUACAUCUGUUGCAAGCUGUGCAGCACGAGGUAUACGGCCAAGAGUUAGAAUUGCUGCGUAAGGAGGGAACCUUGCGUGUGGGCGGCCGUCUACAUAAUUCGGCCCAGCCAUACGAAGUAAAACAUCCAAUAAUCCUUCCACAAAAUCAUCGAGUUACGGAGCUACUAGUGCGCGAUCUGCAUUUGCGCAACCUUCACGCAGGACCGUCUCUUCUGACCGCAAUUGUCCGUCAACAGUAUUGGAUAGUUGGUUGCCAGACGGUAGUUCGGAAAGUAGUACAGGGAUGUAUGCGAUGUGUGCGACUCAAAGGCAAGACUGCUGGUCAACUCAUGGGAACCCUUCCACCGGCAAGAACUUUCCUAUAA
Messenger RNA from Ochlerotatus camptorhynchus, 1227 nucleotides. RefSeq lists its product as uncharacterized. The record is from RefSeq and is a predicted model, not a curated record. NCBI's taxonomy places the organism in Eukaryota, Metazoa, Arthropoda, Insecta, Diptera, Culicidae. The transcript is spliced from 3 exons. The coding region runs from base 1 to 1227 and encodes 408 amino acids.